AUGGAUCUAAACUCGACGACCAAAGCCCUCUCUGUAUGGGAGAUAUUGCAUCCCAUCCUCAUCAACCUAGACAUGCGAACUCUUCUCCACGCACAACGAGUGUGCCACGUUUGGCAUCACAUCAUCACCAAAUCAAGGAGUCUUCAGCAAGCCCUAUUUUUCCUACCUGUGGAGGAGCGAGAGGCCACUGCCUCCAAUGAGCGACGAAGUCAGAUAAACCCUCUCCUGAAGGAAGUUCUCUGGCCUCAGUUAUCAUGGCUUGCCACCUGCGGCCGCAAGCUUACACCCUUAGAGCGAAAACAACAAGCUAAGACACGCGGUAUUCCAAUUCUCCGUUCAGAGGAUGCUAGCUGGCGGCGAAUGCUCAUUCGACAGCCCCCACCAAUUACAAUAGGUAUUCAAAGUGAAGAUGAAACAGGGGAAGGAGGCUCUCCAGCCCCGGUCAUAUAUUAUGAGGAAGACAUCUCCACGGAUGCUCUCUGGGCUCUGACGAAUAUCUCUUUCUUCGCAGAUCACUGUUUAACGCGAUGCAUUUUCAGUGGCGACGACAGAUGGAAGGAGAGCUGUCCGCAACAAUCCGAGCUUAUAUCUGACCAAGAUCUUGAAAAGUGCGAUAUUUUAGUGGUGGGACACCGGCCACCUGAUUAUCUUCGCAGGAUGAUGCAAUGGAUCCUGAGAUACGAAGCCCACUACCCCAGCCUAUCCCUACGGGUAGACAUACACCCACCAUUGCUUGACUUCUAUUACCUGUUUAAACAAGAUAGGUCGUUCAUCACGCAUGAUUGGGCUUUUGUUAUUGCCAAUUGCAACGGACCAGUUUGGACAUAUUAUAUUGACGGCAAGGCUCGGGACGGUGAAUCCGCUCUCGACGCCUACACGUAUCGGACUCAGCUCAAUCCUUUGACUGAGCCAGAAGCAACAGUGGCAAAACAGAUUGUGGGCAAUGAAUCACUUCCUCGAGGAGCUGUACCUACCGCGAACUAUUUAAAGCGGUUCAUACGUGUUAUGGCAAAGCUGGUUGAGAAGGGCAUUUUGCCAAAGUUUAUGCUUGAAGAGCAUAGAAUCAUCUACGGGGUCCGUUGA
Messenger RNA from Aspergillus bombycis, 1083 nucleotides. RefSeq names its product F-box protein. The record is from RefSeq and is a predicted model, not a curated record. Lineage: Eukaryota; Fungi; Ascomycota; Eurotiomycetes; Eurotiales; Aspergillaceae. The transcript has a single exon. The coding region runs from base 1 to 1083 and encodes 360 amino acids. Gene Ontology annotation, molecular function: protein binding.